AUGGCUGUUCAAGAGGUCUUUUUUCCAGUUUUGAAUUUUGUACGGGCUGAGAUUAUUGUCAAUGCCUUUGUGGUUCUUAUUGUGUUUCUGGUGGUCGGUUUGAGAAUCGUAGGACGCCUCAUUGGCCCAGGAUGUGGCUUGGAUGACUGGAUGGUCGUUGUCGCAACGCCACUCGGCGUUGCUAUGUUGGUGUUCCAGGGUCUUUUUGCUACGACAGGAAAUGGCUGGCCUUUGCCUCAACACCCGGAACUUGCGUCCAAUAUACCCUACAUUCUCGAGUUGACAUUUAUAAUGCAAAUCAUCUACGUCACUCUCCUCGCCUCCGUCAAAGCCAGCAUGCUCUUCUUCUUCCUCCGCAUCUUCCCCUCCGUCUUCAUGAAGAGAGCAUCCUAUACCCUGCUUGGCGCCGUCUUUCUCUGGUGGGUAUCCUAUCUCUCCGCCUGUAUCUUUCUCUGCAACCCCGUAUCCGCACAGUGGACGGGGCAGGGGAAGUGUGGACUCUACCUACCCAUGAUCCAAUCGCUGAUUGCGACGAACGCGAUCGGUGAUCUGAUCAUCAUGGCAGUGCCCAUGAAAAGUAUCUGGGAGUUGCAGACGAGAAGGACCGACAAGAUCGGAAUCAUCUCCUGCUUCUCACUGUGUCUCGCCUGUGUCGUCUGCGCCGUCUUCCGCCUGAUCUACAUCUCCACGGUCGACCUCAAGGGCAACAUCACGGGAACCAUGCCCACCACCGUCUUCCUCUUCGUCCUCGAGCCGAACCUCGCCAUCCUCUGCGUCAGCAUCCCCAUGCUGCGACCCUUCUACGCCAUGUACCGGCGCCGCAUGGGCGGCACGUCUCGCCUCGACGACUCCUCGCAGGAGACUUCCAACACGGGUGUGGGUCACGCGAAGUAUGCCGGUCGAGCAGGGCUAGGUGGGAAGGGGAAGAAGGCACCUGCGGACGCGGGCACUCUGAGUUCCUGGGAGAUGGAGGAUUACUACGGGGGCGGGCACAAGAACGAUACGACGGCAACGGCGUGUGGAGCAGGUGAUGAGAGCGGGAGCGACAAGAACCUGACGGCGGUGUCCACGAGCCCUGUGCCCAGAGGCAUGAUCGGGGUGGAGAUCAAGAUUUCGGCGAAGAACGAGAGCAGCACUGGCACUGGCACUGGCACUGGCACUGGCACUGGCACUGGCACACACCCCAGCCGCAUGCUGGCCUUACUUGCUAUGAAUGACAGCGUAACAGCGUGA
This is a messenger RNA of Drepanopeziza brunnea f. sp. 'multigermtubi' MB_m1, 1233 nucleotides long. RefSeq lists its product as uncharacterized. NCBI's taxonomy places the organism in Eukaryota, Fungi, Ascomycota, Leotiomycetes, Helotiales, Drepanopezizaceae. The record is from RefSeq and is a predicted model, not a curated record.